CAGCGGUAGUAAGCCGAUUAGACAUGCGCGGCGAGGGAAGUUUAAAAGCCAAAUGGCGGRCAAAGUGUCGGACAAAGUUGUUUUGAGUUUUCAUAAUAGCUUACUACGGGAAUCUGAUAUACAACUCCUUAAUGAAGGGCACUGGCUCAACGAUAAUAUUUUAAKCUUUAUGAUGGAAUAUUUUGAACAAAAUGAGUUCACGGAUUCUCGGAUUGCAUUUGUAAGCMCUAGYGUUUGUCAGCUUGUUAAACUUUGCGGUGACCCAUGUUUCUUGGAGUCACUUUGCUUGGAUCAAAAAGAACUGAUAUUUCUAGUAAUAAAUGACAAUGACAGCAGAACAUUAGCAGGAGGAUCUCACUGGUAAUGUGAAUUUUUAUCUGAUCUAUCUGAUUUUAUCAGUCUGUCAAUAGAGCACAGCAGCAUGUGCUUUUUUCUCCCUUGCUUUCUUUUUACUGGUUAUUUACACUUGAAAAAUAACAUUAGCUUUAAGUUAUUAACCUGCUUGCCAUGCAAUAUUGCACCUCAUUUGAGUUAUUUUGCAUAAUACAGUUUUAGGCAAAAUGAGUAAAAUAACAUGCUGCAA
Molecule: messenger RNA, 583 nt
Organism: Exaiptasia diaphana
Lineage: Eukaryota; Metazoa; Cnidaria; Anthozoa; Actiniaria; Aiptasiidae
Product: sentrin-specific protease 8-like
Exons: 3
Coding region: 53-364 (103 amino acids)
Molecular function (GO): deNEDDylase activity
Source: RefSeq, a predicted model, not a curated record